AGUAUGAAGAAGAUAGGCUAUUUUUUCAGACGAAAGGAUGCGUAGAACUUCUAGAUUUGGAGCCUAACGUACCGAACACAUCAGCCUUCGCUCUUUUCUGCAACUUGAAAGGGACAGAUUGCUUAAUCUUCUGAUUUCUUCUCUUCCAAUUGAAACAAAAAUAGGAACUCUUCACUAACCCCGUAGGCCAUAGCAUCUGCUACUCUUUGUUCGCUUGCCUCAAUUUCUUGCACUCUUCAGAGUAUCUUUAAUGGCAAAGAUGCACAGGAAACUCUUCCCGGCUUUGAGUGCAAUAAACCAGACCGGAGACUGUCCGGACUUCUGCGACCCAGCCUGCCCCUAUAAUUGCUAUCCUUAUGCAGAUUAUUAUUAUCUGUCUCCACCACCACCACCACCUCCACCUCCUUCUCUGUUACCAGCAGAGCAUCGGUUAUCACCUUAUGUGAUCGUUACAGUUUCUUUGCUGGCCAGUUUCUUCCUUGUUGUUAGCUAUUAUGUUAUCAUAGCUAAGUCCUGUCCUAGUUGGUGCUGUUCAAGGAACAAUAGACAGCCACGAGAUGAAGCAGAUGAUGCGGAUGAAGAGUUUCUUGAUGAGAACCAGGUUGAUCAUCCGAUUUGGUUUAUUACAACAGCAGGUUUGCAACAGUCGAUAAUCAAUUCGAUCACGGUUUGUAGGUACAAGAGAGGCGAAGGGCUUAUUGAAGGUACCGAAUGUUCAGUUUGCUUGAGUGAGUUUCAACAAGAUGAGACUCUUAGGCUAUUGCCUAAGUGCAACCAUGCCUUCCACAUUUCUUGUAUUGAUACUUGGUUAAGAUCUCACACAAAUUGUCCUUUGUGUCGUGCACAUAUUGUCAAUGACCCUGUGAACACAUCCCUUGUUUCGGCAAAUCAGAAUCCUGGUACUCAGAACGCAGUAAUCAGAACCCAGAUGGACAAUUCUGAAGUUGAUGGUGAAUCAGGCAAUCCUCAGGAUCUCGAGAGAAAUGAACAGCGUGAAAACAGGGCUGGAGCAGAGGAGGGAGGCGAAAUAGUCCUUGUUGGAAACGAAAGAAUAAUGAAGGAUGAUGCAAAUUCUACUGAAACUGAUGAUAUUGAGAAAAUUAAUGAAUCUGGUGAUGAUUUUGAGGUUGCAAAAAGUGAAAUACAGCCAAUAAGAAGAUCUGUUUCACUGGACUCUUUGAAAGCUGCAACUAUGUAUCUUAAUCUGACCAAUACAAGUGCAGUUGAAUUGGAAGGAAGUUUGAUUAAUCAGAAAGAAAACAGUGAACAGCCUAAUCCAAGUAUUGUUUCGAAGCAAGAUGCAUUCAAGCAAUUGCGCAGUUCUUGCAUCACACAACAUCUGCACAAAAGUCCUGUUUCUAUGAAAAGAUCAUUUUCUUGCGGUGGGAGGUUCUUCUCAUCGAGACAAAACAGAAACCUGAAUUCAAUUCUUCCCUUAUAAAGACAAAAUACACUUUUUGCUAUUAUGUUUCGUACGAGAUAUCUACAAAUUGGAGACUUCUCGUUCCUUCUCAUGUCCCAAUAAUGAAGCAAGGGCUUAAACACACAAGUCGUGGGAUGUUGAAGCAUUGAGGAAGACGAGAACAAGAAGUAAAGUUAGAAGAGAUCUGAUUCAGAUGAAUAAAGAAAUAAGUUUGAAGCUGUGGAGCAGAACCAGAAAUUUCUGUACCACAAGAUCGCGAGUUAGCUGAUGCCUUGAAGGAGAAGGUAUCGCUUUAAACAACCCAUUAUGCCUUUGAUAUUUUGUUGUAUGAAAAUUUGUAGCUGCAGAGAUGAAACCAUUGAUUUGGCCUAUGAUAAAGAGUGUCCUUGUGUUGAUUAGUAGGCGUUAAUUCAAGUUGUUAAAGAAUAAUCCUUGCAUAUAGAAAUUGUCAAUGUUUAAAAGAAUUUAUAGCAGAAACCAUGGAUGAU
Messenger RNA from Manihot esculenta (cassava), 1911 nucleotides. RefSeq names its product RING-H2 finger protein ATL54. The transcript has a single exon. The coding region runs from base 251 to 1441 and encodes 396 amino acids. Gene Ontology annotation, molecular function: transferase activity. NCBI's taxonomy places the organism in Eukaryota, Viridiplantae, Streptophyta, Magnoliopsida, Malpighiales, Euphorbiaceae. Gene Ontology annotation, biological process: protein ubiquitination. The record is from RefSeq and is a predicted model, not a curated record.